Molecule: messenger RNA, 989 nt
Organism: Rubroshorea leprosula
Lineage: Eukaryota; Viridiplantae; Streptophyta; Magnoliopsida; Malvales; Dipterocarpaceae
Source: the annotation of a GenBank genome assembly
ACAAGUCCAGAGGUGGUGGAGUCGUCUGGAAUCUAUGGGAGGAGCUCGUAGAGCAGAGAGGAAAUGAAUCGCUUCAAAGCUGGAGGCAAGGCUAUACGACUUCCGGAGAUGAGGUCAAAGGCAUCAGCCUUGGGUGCCAUAGAGGAACAAGUUGGGGGUGGGACUUCAACACCUCACCCAAGUGGUGAAGCUCGAGUAGAAGUUGGGCCCAGCUUGGAGCCAAGGAAGGGAUCCACCAAGGAAAAAGUUGCAGCUCGAAAGAGGCAAAGAGUGGAGGAGGUGCAACCACUGCGAAUCAAGGCCCCAACUGAGUUCGUACCUCGGCCUCCCCCCAUGCAGAUUGAUCCAUCGCUACGGGAGGUAGAAGUUGUGGCGCCUAGAGGGGGAAGAGCUCCGCUCCCUACCCCAAGCAAGGCCAGGGAUGAGGUGGCCACAAAUGGAGGAUCAGGGCUAGUUCGGCAAGCCCUAGAGAACAAGGAGCUCGGCUAUCAAAAAGAAGCAGCUGAGAAGAACUUCAGUGAACUGACCUCAAAGUUGGAGAAGGUUAGAGAGGAGUUGGCCACUUCCAAGAGGGUUGCUGAGUUAGAAGAGCAGAAGAGGAAGAAGUGUGAGGAGGCACUUACGAGGAGGGAUAACGAGCUGGCUAAGGUUAAGAAGGCGGCCAAGCUGGCGAUCCAUAACUUGGUAGAGCAGCACGUUUCGGACUUCAUCAAGUCUCCUAUAUUUGCCGAGGUGGUGCACCUCUACCAUUUGCCGACUUUGAUAUGAACCCGUGUAGAGCUCCUACCCUCCCAACUAAGUGCUGCAUAUCUUUAAUUGACUUCAGUGGCUUCAUCUCCUCUAUAACUUGAUCUUCUCAAGAUUGACCUCUAUCCCUCUCCUGGAGACCAUGAAUCCCAAGAAUUUGCCUGAUUCAACGCCAAAUACACACUUGGCUGGAUUCAACCUUAUGCUUUGUUUCCUUAGGUUAUUAAAUGUUUCUACCAGGU